UUAGAAAGUUCCUGGUCUGUCCUUCCUUCUCUGUCCCCUCCCUCCUUUGUUCUCUUUUCUCUUUCACUCUGAUCACGGUUCUAAAAACAACUCCUACCUGCCAAGGUCAAUGUUUAAUGUUUCAGAGCCUUUAUAUAGUCCCCAUGAACAGACCUGUGCAUCUUUCAGCACUGGGCUAGUUCAGCACCAUGACUACUGUGUGGAAAGUGAUUGUGGCCCACAGGAAUUACCUGAUUGCUUUCCUAGUACCUUUUCUGCUUCUUCCUCUCCCGCUGGUCGUUCCUACCAAGGAAGCCCAAUGUGGUUAUGUUAUCAUCCUGAUGGCGCUGUUUUGGUGUAUGGAAGUCCUGCCAUUGGGUGUUACUGCCCUCUUUCCUGUCGUGCUAUUCCCGCUCAUGAACAUAAUGGAUUCGACUAAAGUCUGUAUGGAGUAUCUGAAGGACACCAACAUGCUCUUCAUUGGGGGGCUGAUGGUGGCCAUUGCUGUUGAACACUGGAACCUACACAAGCGCAUCGCCCUGCGGGUCUUGUUAAUCGUUGGGGUCAGACCAGCCCUGCUAAUUAUGGGCUUCAUGUCUGUGACUGCAUUCCUGUCCAUGUGGAUUAGCAAUACUGCCACCACUGCCAUGAUGAUACCAAUAGCCCAAGCUGUACUGCAGCAGCUGCACAAGUCAGAGCAGGAGACCAGUCCAGUGGGGCCUGUGGCUGGGAGCAUCAACAAAGCCUUUGAGCUGCAGGAGGUGCCAGAUAAAUCAGAUGCCUCUCAAGAGACCCAAAAACAAGAUAACGGACAUGUGCUCACAGUGGAGGAAGAAGAGAAACUGAAAGAUCUGAAGCAGCUGGAAGAGGAGAAGCACCUGACAUUUUGCAAGGGAAUGAGCCUCUCUGUUUGUUAUGCGGCCAGUAUUGGAGGGAUCGCAACCUUGACUGGUACUACCCCCAACCUGGUGAUGAAGGGACAGAUGGAUGAGCUCUUUCCUGGCAAUAACAAUGUGGUGAACUUCGCUUCCUGGUUCAUGUUUGCUUUCCCUACCAUGAUACUGUUGCUGGCUCUUUCCUGGAUUUGGCUCCAGAUAAUGUUCUUGGGAUUUGACUUUCGGAAGAAUUUUGGUUGCGGAGCUAAUGCGUCUAUGAAGGCAAAGCAGAAAAUGGCUUACAGGGUUAUCAAGGAUGAGCACAAGAAGCUGGGCCCCAUGAGAUUUUCAGAGAUAGCUGUCACAGUCCUCUUCUUAUUAUUGGUGGUGCUUUGGUUUACCAGAGACCCUGGGUUCAUGCCAGGCUGGGCAACUAAUGUCUUCAACAAGAAUGGCGAAAGUUAUGUGACUGAUGCGACAGUUGUCAUCUUCAUUUCACUUCUGAUGUUCCUAAUCCCUUCAGAGAUCCCCACCUAUCUAUGGCAUAAUAGGGCUCAGCAAGCGCCACAACAAGAUAGCACAAGGCAGAUUCCAGUGCUCCCUGCUCUCUUGGACUGGAAGACGGUUAAUCAGAAGAUGCCCUGGAACAUUGUGAUUUUGCUGGGAGGUGGCUUUGCCCUGGCCAAAGGCAGUGAGGAAUCUGGUUUGUCUGUAUGGUUAGGUAGCAAACUGACCCCUUUGCAGAAUAUCCCAUCUCCUGCUAUUGCUUUGCUGUUAUGUCUCCUGGUGGCCACUUUCACCGAAUGCACCAGUAAUGUGGCUACCACCACCCUCUUCCUUCCUAUACUGGCUUCCAUGGCUCAAGCCAUCUGCCUCAAUCCGCUCUACGUCAUGCUGCCAUGCACACUCUCCGCAUCAUUGGCAUUCAUGCUCCCAGUGGCUACUCCUCCCAAUGCCAUUGCCUUCUCCUAUGGACAGCUCAAGGUUAUUGACAUGGCUAAAGCUGGGAGUGUUCUCAACAUCUUGGGUGUCCUGACAAUCAUGCUUGCCAUAAACACCUGGGGCUACCCCUUGUUCAAUUUGAAUAAAUUUCCAGUAUGGGCAAACAGCACGUCAGCAGCUUCCUGUUACUAAUACAGAUGGACAAUGAAACCAAUAGCGGUGUCUGAUGGAGCAGUAUUGUCACUCUGACCAGCAGCACCAUCUACUCAAGCUUUGGUGUUGUACUGGACCAGACACAACAUCUAGAAACAAAGUCACCCAGAUGUUAACAGCAACACAAUUAUCUGACUCUUCUGCUGUAUGCAAAAGAUAUAGCCUUGUGCUGUGCAACCCUUGCUGGGGUCCCAGGCUACCUCUCUCUUGAGAACCAGUGGGAAAUUUCCCCCAGUAUCAGGCACAUCCAUUGGCUCUCAGAUUUUGCCUGCAAAUUCAGUGUUUGUUUUGAGUGUACAAGAAGAGGAAAGGAAGUGUGACAGAGAAGUGUAUGUAAGAGGUUGGAGGGAGACAUUUGCACCUGAUGUUGUGUAUGCAACUGUGUGUAUUUGAAACCUCUGUUUGUAGGUACAGACCUCUGUGUAUGUGUGCUUGUGCAUGGGCAUGGUGAACAUAAAACGGUAAGUGUGAUCUGCAAGCACUCCGGCAAUGUAUGUAUUGUAACAGUUAUGGACAAAUCAAAACACUAUCUAGCCCAUUCUAUUUCUCUGUAAUUUAUUUAUUUUAAAUUCACUCUGUAGUUGAAGUUCCUAAGAGCUUCUGAAAGUAAGAGGCUGUUUUCACUAUGACUAUUUAUGGAGGCUCAAAAACUGUGCAGGGGUAGUCUAUUUUUUUGUCAAGAUCCAAAUUUGUUGGUCAAGGUAUAGUCAAGGUCCAAACUCCAGAGAAAAUAACAAAAAAGAAAAAACCAACAACAAUAAUUAUAAUAAUAAGUACAUAAAAAGAUUUUGGGGUUCAUUCAAAAGUGUCUGGCAGUCCGGAUUUGGCCCAUGGUCCGCCUAUUGACUACCCCUGCUGUAACAACAUGACACGAACUCUAGCAUUCUCCUGAGAAUGGGAAAAUUCUUGUUUC
Messenger RNA from Chrysemys picta bellii (western painted turtle), 2922 nucleotides. It is a transcript of the gene SLC13A2, whose product is annotated as solute carrier family 13 member 2. Gene Ontology annotation, cellular component: membrane. Gene Ontology annotation, molecular function: transmembrane transporter activity. Gene Ontology annotation, biological process: transmembrane transport. The record is from RefSeq and is a predicted model, not a curated record. Lineage: Eukaryota; Metazoa; Chordata; Testudines; Emydidae.